CCCCCCUAGACUACUCGAAACCGGCGCGUUCACGAGCCAUUCACAUCACACAACCAAUAAUCCGCGCACCUGGCCUUCUCAUCCAAGAGCCUUCCUCACAGCAUCAUGUCGAACUGGAAAAAAUACGACAGCUAUGACGUGCCCAUUGACCCCAAGCAGCAGGACAAGGCCACCACUCUCAAGCUCCACAGCUUCCGGCGCCCACACAUGCGAGCCUUCCACUUCGCGUGGUUCGGUUUCUUCAUGGCCUUCGUCUCCUGGUUCGCCUUCGCCCCGCUCAUGAAGGAGAUCAAGGGUGACCUCGGCAUGACCAAGAACGAGGUGUACAACGCCAACAUCUCGUCCGUGUCCUCAACUAUUCUCUCGCGUUUCGUCGUGGGCCCCCUCUGCGACACCUUCGGCGCGCGCAUCACCUCCAGCACUCUGCUGCUCAUGGGCUGCAUCCCUACCUUUUUCGCCGGCCUGGUGAACAGCGCCACCGACGUGGCCGUUAUCCGCUUCUUCAUCGGCGUGAUGGGCGCCACCUUCGUGUGCACCCAGUACUGGACGUCGCAGGUGUUCGCGAAGGAGUUCGUCGGCACGGCUAACGCCACCAGCGCCGGCUGGGGAAACCUGGGCGGCGGUGUCACGCAGAUCUUCAUGGUGGGAAUAUGGAACGGCUUCAAGACCAGCUACGACAGCGAGACGGCGUGGCGUCUCUCGUUCCUCGUGCCGGCGGCCAUCGUGUUCUGCGUCGCCAUCGGUCAGGUGUUCCUCGCCGACGACUGCCCGAAGGGUAACUACAAGGAGCUCGAGGCGCACGGCGCCAUGACUCGCAAGUCCUCCGCCGUUUCCUUCAAGAAGGGCUAUUCGAACGUGAACUCAUGGAUCAUGUUCGCCCAGUACGCCGCCUGCUUCGGCGUCGAGCUGACCGUUAACAACACCGCGGCCAACUACUUCUCUGACGAGUUCGGUCUGUCGACCUCCAAGGCGGGUAUGGUGGCGUCUUUGUUCGGGCUCAUGAACCUCUUCGCUCGGUCGGUCGGCGGCAUCUGGUCCGACUUCCUCUACCGCAAGUUCGGCGCGGGCGUUACCGGCAUGCGCGGACGCUUCUUCGCCCAGUGGUCUGCCCUCGUGUGGGAAGGCUGCUUCCUCUUCCUCUUCACCUACAUGAAUACCCUUGGUGCGGCCAUCCCCAUUCUCAUCCUCUUCUCCGUGGGCGUGCAGAUGUCCGAGGGUACCUCGUACGGCAUCGUGCCGUACAUCGUGCCGGACGCGACGGGCGCGGUGUCGGGCAUCGUGGGCGCGGGCGGCAACUUCGGCGCGGUGAUGUGGGGUCUGAUCUUCCGGUUCGGCCCCACCAGCGAGAGGUCGGUGUUCCGAAUUAUCGCGGCGAUCGUGAUUGCCCUCUCGUGCACGACACCGUUGAUGAAGAUCCGCGGGUACGCCUCGUGCUUCGGUGCGCCCAAGGGAGAGCCAGACUCCAUCGCGGAUAUCUAGAGUCUUUUAAUGCCGCCGUCCGUUCAUGUUAAGCUCCUUAUGCAAUGCACGGAUAUCUCGCAAUGAGUAACGAAGAGGGUUGCAUACAGCACGUUGAAGAACUGCUUGUGGCGCCGAUACUUCUCGUCUUUGAGUUUACCGGCACUACUGAUGGCAUGACGGAGUCAUGAAUGGUAAAUAAGGUUUGUGAAUAGGUUUUGAAGGAGCGUGCUGAUCUGUUUUUUUUUAUGGUAAGCGAGUGAAAGUCAGUUUGGUUUCAACAAAUACGAAGUUCAAUUCGGGUGUCGACGCCCGCAUAUAAAUACAUAACAGUCUCGUCAUAUACCUCUUGAACAUUACACGUGUGCGUUCUUACAGCCGCCCCAUGGCGUACCACGCUCGCGUUUUGCUGAGGACUUUUUUAUCGGGUCUAAGGAGAAUAUUUACGUCUGCCCUUGGUUUAAAUAAAGCCCGCGCGUUGCGAAAUUGUUCCAUCCCACCUCACGUCUGGUGUAAUAGUUAUCCUUGUUGAGGGUGGUUGGUAGCAAAAAUUAUUGUUGGAGCUACGUUAUGUAGCAACUCUCAAUCGAUGCUGUUGUCUACGAAGCCAAGAAGCGACCUCAAGUUAUUGCGGACGUGACAACGCCUCAUUCCUGCGCAUACCGCGUAUUGGAUGUCAUUUUCGAUCUCAUGCAGUAUGUUGUAAUGAUCAGUAGUAGCGCUCUGUCCUGGGGGAAUCAUGGUGGUAUGCUCGGCGGUAGUCUCAAAGUGAAGGUCAUCCGUUUCAAGGGUUGUCAGCAUCGUUUCCCGAUCGCUGAGCGCUGGGCAUGCAUACCUCGAUAUUUUUUCUGGAAGGAGUUGAAACUUGCGCGGCUUCAUGACUUUUCCCAUUCUUGCUUGCAUCGUCCGGAUUAUUAAGGGGCACGCUUGUGUGGGAGCGUACGUAGAAGAAACAGCAGGAAAUGUUCGCGCACUGCGCCGCCGCCUCUGUUGCUGCUCAGAUACUCAUGAUGUACGAAUGUGAUUUGAACGAUAUACAGGACUUCACACGACUGUGGUCAGCCAUUUUUUCCGAGAACGUGCACCACAUACACUCGUGUUGAGAGCAAAGCGAGGCCGGUGACACAGCAGUGCAGUCUUCUAUCUGCGUUUGUUUGUUGUUUAGAUCAUAUGCCCAGAGAGGGAAGUAGCAGGGUGAAGCAAAGAAUUUCUUGACGUGUAUUCGAACAUGUGUUGUCACAAUCUACGGGAACGGUGUCGGGCGUGCGUUUCCCGAUUUGGGCUGGCCGAUGUUGUUGGGACCGCAGAGAGAUGGGGCAAGAGGGAGAAACAAGGAACUGAUCGUUAAUGGGGAACCGCCAAUCGAUGUUACGGUUCGCAAUCGGGGCAGUGUAUAGGGAAUAUAAUGGUCCGGAAACCCCCCUGUUUUUAAAAAACAUGACAAAACCUCGUUAGACCGCACUUGUUACGGCGGCCCCCAAGCAGGAGGGCAGCGACGUGCAUAACAACAACCGGUGAGACCCAGAGGAAAUACGCAUGAGACGAGAUAUAUGAAGUGUCACACCGUACAAUGCACGACCGAAAGAUCGGCCUGUCCUCCAUCGACCGUUUUUUUUUCCUUUUUCGGCCGCUUUUUUUCCUCUUUCGGCCGCUUUUUUUCCUUUUUCGGCCGCCCCAAUUUUUUUCGGCCACCCCAUUCAUUUUUUCGGCCACCCCAAUGUGUGUGCCCGUACUAGCCCGUACAGGUACCCUUUUAACACCCACUCGUGCAUCCUAUGCUUGUUGCGCAAGAUGGACCGGGGCUCGUCCAUAUAUCUGUGUUCUUUGGAAGUAAAUAACUCUAUGUCUAGUCGCAGUAAUGCACCGGUUUAUCACUAGUCAUCAUUGAGAAAAAGAGUGCUAUUUCACACCAUACGCCUCCGAAGCUUCCUCUUUCGUGUUUCAUCUCUCAUAUCGUCUAUUGCCCGUCGUUCAUGUCCGCGUCUACCACCCCCGCCUCCGCGCUAGCCCC
Messenger RNA from Ectocarpus sp. CCAP 1310/34, 3469 nucleotides. The record is from the annotation of a GenBank genome assembly. NCBI's taxonomy places the organism in Eukaryota, Phaeophyceae, Ectocarpales, Ectocarpaceae.